Molecule: messenger RNA, 1446 nt
Organism: Clavispora lusitaniae ATCC 42720
Lineage: Eukaryota; Fungi; Ascomycota; Pichiomycetes; Serinales; Metschnikowiaceae
Product: dolichyl-P-Man:Man(5)GlcNAc(2)-PP-dolichol alpha-1,3-mannosyltransferase
Cellular component (GO): endoplasmic reticulum
Molecular function (GO): dol-P-Man:Man(5)GlcNAc(2)-PP-Dol alpha-1,3-mannosyltransferase activity
Source: RefSeq, a predicted model, not a curated record
AUGGCCACUAACGGAAAACAGUCAUCCGCAGUGAAAAACACCUCCAAUGAGAGCUCUGACAAGUUGCCCCAGCUCACAUUGAAGAGCGUUCUUAGCGACGUUUACAAUGGCGCUUACUUUAUGGUGUUUGACCCACAAGCGUGCAAAGUGGCUGCGCCAAUAGUUGUAUCUGUGGCAUCUAUUCUUUGCAAGAUCGUCAUUUCCAAAGUCAAUUAUACCGAAAUUGACUUUUCCACCUACAUGCAGCAGAUUGAGCUAGUCAAUGCUGGAGCUCUUGACUACUCGCUUAUUGAAGGUGACACGGGACCCAUUGUGUACCCGGCUGGCUUCAUUCAAGUGUACCAGUUGUUGUACUGGCUUACUGAUGGCGGUGUCAACAUCCAAAUUGCCCAAAAGGCUUUUGGCUACCUUUUCGCCAUCACUGUAGCAUUUACAUGUGCAGUGUACACUAUGGUGGGUAACCUUCCUCCUUGGCCGUUGUAUCUUCUUCUUUGCAGCAAGAGAUUGGUGUCCAUUUACGUUUUGCGUAUGUUCAACGACUGUUUCACUACAUUGGGUAUGGUAUGUGUCGUUUUAUUGCUUCAAGUGGCGUCUUACUACGCAAAUACAUUGUCUGACGGCUCCAUGCUCCUUCUUUGCGGAGUGGCCGCCGAUGUUUUCAGCAUGGCCAUUUCUGUCAAGAUGAAUGCUUUGUUGUACUUGCCUGCGUUCAUUAUCGUCGUUUAUUUUCUAGUUGGAGAACGCCUUUUGCGCCUUGCUGGCGUGUUAUUGGUGAUUCCGGCCGUGCAAGUUCUUAUUGGGUGGAGAUUUCUUUUGCCCUUGUUUUGGGAUGAGGAGGCUCGCUACAUCAGAUGGACUUACCUCUCCCAGGCGUUCAACUUUGGCCGUAAGUUUUUGCACAAAUGGACUGUCAACUGGAAGUUUGUUCCUGAAGAAAUUUUCCUUUCGGACGAGUUUGCAUUGGGAUUAUUGGCCGUGCAUGUUAUACUUUUGCUUGCGCUCAUUUUGGUUCGUUUCCUCUCUCCCAAAAUCAUCAAGAAGCCCUUAUCGAAACUUGUCAAGGAUGCCAUCUACUCCCCUUGCACGAAAACCACAGCACCAGGAAACUUGCUCUUGACCAAGGCUCUGGGACCACGCUUAAUUCUCCUAAUGUUUGCCACCACAAACUUAGUUGGUGUAUUAUGUGCGAGAUCAUUACACUAUCAGUUUCUUUCCUGGUACUGUUGGCUGCUUCCAUUUUUGCUUUAUGUAUCGGGCUCAAGUUUGCCUAUUGCAGCUACAAUUUUUGUCGCUCACGAGUCGUGCUGGAAUGUUUAUCCAUCCACUCCGGAGAGUUCUAAAAUGCUAGUUCUUCUUUUGGCCACAACCCUUUUGGCUGUUGUCAUCAACAAUGACAUUUGGGGCAGUGCUACAGACGCAGAUUCUGAAGAAAAAAAGACUAGAUAA